CUCCAGUGGGUAGUGUCGGCUGGAGCUUCGUCAACGCGAUUGUGUCUCCACGCGGCUGUCAGGAGCAACUUCCCACUCCUCUGGCUGGAUACACUGUGCGCAGUUUGGGGACGAAACGCUAGCGACUUUUGAAAACUUUAGAGAAAUUGACGCUGAUGGGACAUAGAGAUGGCUUCUCCAUCGACAUUAACAGCGGGACAAGCAACAGAAUCGAGAACAGAGGCCUCGCGUCUGGGGGGCAUCGAGGCCUUGAAGUUGAAGGUGAGGCCUGUGCGGAGGAACCUCUUCGGGCCUGUGGACCACCAGCAGCUGCAGAUGGACUUCGAGAGGCUACUUUGCAUGAGUGUUGAGGUGGCCAACAAGCGCUGGAACUUUGACUUCCAGAGGGAAAUGCCAGGAGAGGGCUCCGACGUCGAGUGGGAGGAGCUAGGGUGCCAGGAUGUGCCGUCGUUUUAUCGCAGCUGCACGGUUAAACCGGUGAGGAAUCCAUUCAGCAGAAGGCGGGCGGCAUCUUCAUCACGCGAGGGAUCCUCAGGGUCCAGCAGCUCGUCAGGGUCUGGAGACGAGUACCUGGAGGUGACCACCAGGGGGUGCUAUCGGCUCAAAAUGCAAGGCAAACGCAAACAGUCCUCUAUCACAGAUUUCUUCAAGCUCAAGAAGAGGAAGCUCAUGCGUCACAAACAACCUACUCGGCAGUAGAGAAGUACAACCAACAGAAGAUCAGCAAGUCUACAUGUCACCUCACAUCGAUAUGUCUCAUAUCGAAUGUACAUAUGUAGCAUUUUCUAAAAGACUGUCCAAAAGCUCGUGCAGCACGGGCUUAAAAACUCUUCUGACAUCACAUACCUUUGUAUUCAGCACAAGGAAGCUAACAUAGUCCUAGCUAAUCAUGCUCAAACGGUUUUUGUAAAAGCUAUAUACAUUCUUUAAAUACUGUAUAAGUUUUUUUAUUUUUCAUCUUUAUACUGUGAAAUAAUUUUGAAUGCACUCUUAAUAACAGAAAUGGGCUCUAGUUUUAAGAGGUUAAUUUUCUUCUUAACGGGCCUCGGAUAGUAUUUGACCUCAGUCCUCGGCCUUUUUUCUUCUCCUUCUUGCUAAAAGUCAAAAGAAGAUUUUGAUUAGCUGAGUUACUAUUCUUGACCUCACAAAACACUUAACCUUUGUUCUCACACAUCGGCUACGAAAGCAUGACUCUAUUCAGGGGUCAAAAGCUCACCCAGGGCUCAACAUUUGGCAGCGUGACUGUGAUUAGCACGAGGUUAGAGGUCAACGGUGGAGGUUGAACGAUGAGGUAAUGCGGUCGUGCCUAUUUGAUAGUGACUCAAAUUCUCAGCUAUAAUAACAAUGUUUCUUAUUUGACUAUUUAUUUAAUAAUCAUGACGUUAAAUCAUCAUCAAAAAAAGAGAAAAAGACAAGCAAAGCUGAAAACGAGGUUAGAUAAGGUGUUUGUGGAAACCUGUGCCUUUGCUCCUAAACAAUGCGUUAGACUAUAAGUCUUUAUGGCUGAUAUACACUCCACCGUUGCUGCUUCAGAAAUAAUGACCAUAAAUAUUUACACCAUCGGAAAAUAGAAAACUACAUACAGACUUUAUUCCUUUUUUUGCUUUGUAUUAUUUGCAUAAUGGGGUUUUGAAAAUCUUUUUUUUAAUUUUUAUAGACCAUAGACCAGAACAUUAUUUAGCUGUAUGUUUUUGUCAGCUUUUUUUAUCCACAUUAUGUUCUCUUAUCCUCAAUGAAGGGAAUCUAGUGUUUUAUCACUCUGCUGCAGCUCACAGAAAUCCAGACUGUUGGUUCCACUUUCUUUGACACGUUUUUUUGUUUUUCUGAAGAGUGGAGCUGCUGCACACUUUCCUGUCACUGUGCAGUCCUCGACGCGUUCUCAUUGUGUACAUACGUUCGGAAGCGUUUUUAAGUAUGAAUGUGUUGGUUUUGUUUAUCUCGAGGUUUAUCGCAUGUUGUGAGAGUUGUGGCAGUUGAACCAAAGAGUAACUGCUUUGCUAUUCAACUAGAAACACAUUAUUAAUACAAGUUGCUCAUUGUAUGAGUGGAACAGAUCUGAAGCAUGUUCAGAUUUUCAAAACAUAACUGCUAAAUCAUUCUUUUUUUUUAUAUGGAUUAAAGCCAUAAUCCAUUCUUACUACCUCAUCAUGUACAACAACUGAAAUACAGGGAAACAACGCAGAUACGACUGCUUGUGUCUACAGGCGAAAAGAGAUGAAGAGAGACUGAAACAAAGGAGGGACUUAUGAUUAUGUUGUGGUAAAAGCUACACCAUGUGUCAAAUUUCACUUCAGGUAAAAGAUGGGCUGUGAGGGGGCUUUUUGUUGUUUGUCCCGCACUCCUCCUUCUCCGCCUCACUUUGCUUUCCCAGAAAAAGGGCAGAGCAGAGGCAUUAAGUCGGAGGGGGAGGAUGAGGAAAAGGGACAAACUUUUAUUAGCCAACAUUGAAGACAAAAUGUCUCUGACCCCUUCCGGAUCAAAAGGAUUUCUCCGGACAGACAAGUGGCCUGCAUCUCAGACUGGCUUUUGUCUGCCCCCUUUAAAAGUCUCUCGGCCUCUCUUCGGGGGAACAAAACCGCCUCUGUCUGAGCGAAAAAUCUGCAUGAAAGCUGUUGCUCAUAAUCACGUUUACUCAAUGUGUGUUCCACAGCUCUAAAAAUAGCUCACAUGCUUAAAAUUGUCUAAAUGUGGCUUGUUUGUCACCUUAUAUAUGUUUGUUUGUGUGUGUCUAUCUUUUCAUCCUGUUCAGAGGAAACUUUCAAAGUCUUUAUUAACUUAUUGAGUUUAUAUCAUUCAUUUGUUCUGUAGGGAAAUAAUUUGAAAUUCCCCCGUUUGUUCUGCUAUAACUAACAAAUUGUGUUAUUCCCAAAACUAUAUCUUUACACUUCCUUAAACAAAGUGGUCAAGAGAUCUAUUUUUGUAUGGUAAUAAAAAACCACAAAUUUCAACAAAAAGCUGAGACACACGUUGAAUUUCCAAACUAAGCCGGUUUGUGUAUCCUGGCAACAUGUAAGAAGUGUAUUUCUUAUUGGAUCAGAAUCAGCCUAUUCUUUUUGAUAUUUGUAUGACAAAUGUUAUACUGCAGGGUUGUUGGUGCACUGUUGCCUUUCAUGUUGUUGAUUUCAUAGUGUGCUCAGAAUAAAACAAUGUUCAUAAGACUGAUAUAAACCACAA
Molecule: messenger RNA, 3174 nt
Organism: Labrus mixtus (cuckoo wrasse)
Lineage: Eukaryota; Metazoa; Chordata; Actinopteri; Labriformes; Labridae
Gene: cdkn1d
Product: cyclin-dependent kinase inhibitor 1D
Exons: 4
Coding region: 169-699 (176 amino acids)
Biological process (GO): signal transduction by p53 class mediator; regulation of mitotic cell cycle
Cellular component (GO): nucleus
Molecular function (GO): cyclin-dependent protein serine/threonine kinase inhibitor activity
Source: RefSeq, a predicted model, not a curated record